Molecule: messenger RNA, 1338 nt
Organism: Erigeron canadensis
Lineage: Eukaryota; Viridiplantae; Streptophyta; Magnoliopsida; Asterales; Asteraceae
Product: eukaryotic translation initiation factor 2 subunit alpha homolog
Exons: 7
Coding region: 60-1100 (346 amino acids)
Cellular component (GO): eukaryotic translation initiation factor 2 complex; multi-eIF complex; eukaryotic translation initiation factor 2B complex
Molecular function (GO): ribosome binding; RNA binding; translation initiation factor activity
Source: RefSeq, a predicted model, not a curated record
AACAUUCACCUUCACACCCCCAAAACCCUGACUACAGAGCUCCCCCCCAAAUCCCAAACAUGUCAACAAUCUCUCAACCAAAUUCCGAUUGCCGGAUGUACGAAGCUCGGUUCCCGGAGAUAGAUACUCCGGUGAUGAUUCAGGUAAAGGAAAUCGGAGAUGUAGCAACUCACGUGGCUCUACUUGAAUACAACAACAUCGAAGGUAUGAUCCUGUUAUCGGAUCUCUCGCGUCGCCGUAUUCGAAGCGUUGGAAGCUUGAUUAAAGUCGGCCGUAUUGAACCGGCCAUGGUUCUUCGUGUUAAUGCUGAGAAAGGUUAUAUUGAUUUGAGUAAAAAACGGUUAUCUGAACAGGAUAUACAAGUUUGUGAAGAGAGAUAUAGUAAGAGCAAGCUUGUGCACUCGAUUAUGCGUCACGUUUCCGAAACUAUGAGUGUUGAUCUUGAGGACUUGUACAUCCAUGUUGGCUGGCCUUUAUACCGAAAGUAUGGUCAUGCAUAUGAGGCAUUUAAAGCUAUUGUUAAUGAUCCUGAUUCUGUGCUUAAGCCACUGACUCGUGAACUUAAAGAAAUUGGUGCAGAUGGCAAGGAGGUGAUUAAGGCGGUUCCUGCCAUAUCAGAGGAUGUGAAAGAUGCUCUCGUCAGAAACAUUAGAAGAAGAAUGACCCCACAACCAUUAAAAAUACGUGCUGACAUUGAGAUGAAGUGUUUUGAAUAUGACGGUGUCCUCCACAUUAAGGAAGCCAUGCGAAAAGCUGAAGCGGUUAGCACCAAGGAGUGCCCAGUGAAAAUGAAAUUGGUUGCUGCACCAGCAUAUGUUAUUAAUACUCAGACUCUAGACAAGGAACAAGGGAUAAAAGUUCUUAAUCAAGCGAUUGCUGCUUGUACUAAUUCAAUAGAGCGGCAUAAAGGCAAACUUACCAUAAAAGAGCCACCUCGAGCAGUGAGUGAACGAGAGGACAAACUGCUUGCUGAACAGAUGGCUUAUCUUGAUCGUCAAAAUGCAGAGGUCAGUGGUGAUGAAGAUAGUGAGGCAGAAGAAGAUACAGGCAUGGGUUCUGUUGAUUUGGAAAGUACAAGUUCGUCUGGUAUCGGAGACUAGAGGAUGUUAGACAUCUCGUGAUCAGGUGACAACAGAUGUGGAUUUCAAGAGCUGCAUCUGUUAAAUUUUGUCCUAGCGCGCAUGUAUUUUUUGGCAGAUUUGGUUAUCGGUGUAUAAUCUGAGUUUCUGAUCUUUAGAAUUGUCGAGUUUGCAUUUGCAACAUCAUUGAUGUGUGCUGUUUUUUGGAUACUGGUACAUGGAAUAUGGUUAGAGAAAGUUGUUACGGUUUUUAUGCAAA